Brettanomyces nanus is the source of this 1362-nucleotide messenger RNA. RefSeq names its product Isocitrate dehydrogenase [NADP], mitochondrial precursor (Oxalosuccinate decarboxylase) (gene IDP1). The record is from RefSeq and is a predicted model, not a curated record. Gene Ontology annotation, molecular function: magnesium ion binding; isocitrate dehydrogenase (NADP+) activity; NAD binding. NCBI's taxonomy places the organism in Eukaryota, Fungi, Ascomycota, Pichiomycetes, Pichiales, Pichiaceae. Gene Ontology annotation, biological process: isocitrate metabolic process. The transcript has a single exon. Bases 1 to 1362 code for a protein of 453 amino acids. Gene Ontology annotation, cellular component: mitochondrion.
AUGUCGCUUUGUUUUGCUUUGCAUUCGGGUUCAUCGGCCUCUAAAUUGGCUCUUAUUCAUGCUCGUGCUCGUAGUCACGUGAUUGUACGAUUGUUUUCCCAAUCUAUUCCAUCUCUAGACAGGAUUAAAGUCACCAGUCCUGUUGUUGAGCUAGACGGUGAUGAGAUGACUAGAAUCAUCUGGAAAAUCAUCAAAAAGAAGUUGAUUUUACCAUAUGUUGAUGUGGAUUUGAAGUACUAUGAUUUGGGCAUUAAAUCUCGUGAUGAUACUAGUGAUCAGAUCACCAUUGAUGCUGCCAAUGCCAUUAAUAAAUAUGGUGUUGGUAUUAAAUGUGCUACCAUUACUCCGGAUGAAGCCCGUGUUAAGGAAUUUGGCCUUAAAAAAAUGUGGAAGUCACCUAAUGGUACCAUUAGAAAUAUCUUGGGUGGUACGGUUUUCCGUGAGCCUAUUGUGAUUGGUUCUGGUCCUGAUAAGCAGCCUGGAGAUGUCGAAAUUCCUAGAUUGGUUCCUGGAUGGACUAAGCCUAUCAUUAUUGGCAGACAUGCCCAUGCCGAUCAGUAUAAGGCUACAGAUUUCUUAGUCCCCGGCGCAGGUAAGUUGGAUAUUACUUUCACCCCUGAAAAUGGAGGUGAAAAGAAGACUUAUCAUGUCUACGAUUAUAAAGGAUCGGGUGUUGCAAUGGCUAUGUACAAUACAGACGAUUCCAUUAGAGGUUUUGCUAAUGCUUCGUUCAAAAUGGCUAUUCAAAGAAACAUGCCAUUGAUUCUCUCCACUAAGAAUACCAUUUUGAAGAAAUACGAUGGUCGCUUCAAAGAUAUUUUCCAAGAAAUCUAUGACACCACUUAUAAAGAAGAGUUUGAAAAAAGAGGGUUGACAUACCAACAUCGGUUAAUCGAUGAUACUGUGGCCCAAAUGAUGAAAUCCCACGGAGGAUUCGUCAUGGCUUUAAAGAAUUACGAUGGAGAUGUUCAGUCAGACAUUGUGGCACAGGGAUUUGGAUCGUUGGGAUUGAUGACGUCUGUUUUAAUGACACCAGAUGGAAAAGCAUUUGAAUCCGAAGCUGCUCAUGGUACGGUCACCAGACAUUACAGACGGUAUCAGAAGGGUGAAGCUACGUCGACCAAUUCGAUUGCCUCAAUUUUUGCAUGGACCCGUGGUUUGGCACAAAGAGGAUAUCUGGAUAAUACUCCUGCAGUUAUUGACUUUGCAACCACUCUAGAAAAAUGCACGCUAGACACUGUGUCCAAGGAUCAUAUAAUGACCAAGGACUUGGCCUUAUUAAUUCACCAAAAGAACUACGCAAGCACUGAGGAAUUUCUAGAUGCAGUUUCUGCCAGAUUGGCAAAGAACGUGAAGACUUGA